Cyclopterus lumpus (lumpfish) is the source of this 940-nucleotide messenger RNA. It is a transcript of the gene gchfr, whose product is annotated as GTP cyclohydrolase I feedback regulator. The record is from RefSeq and is a predicted model, not a curated record. Gene Ontology annotation, biological process: negative regulation of biosynthetic process. Gene Ontology annotation, cellular component: nucleus; cytoplasm. Lineage: Eukaryota; Metazoa; Chordata; Actinopteri; Perciformes; Cyclopteridae. Gene Ontology annotation, molecular function: GTP cyclohydrolase binding.
GCGACGCCAUCAGUUGGGCAACACUUCAAGCGCUGGAGCGCGCGACGCUGUUGACAGAUGCUGCGAGAAGAGCUGCGAUUGGUCCGCCGCGGUGGGUGUUUCCGCAUUCCGGGAACAGCUUUCCGUCAGCAGCGCAAACCCGUGAGAGGACCGCCGCGUCUGCGUGAAGAAGCGCCCUCGGUAGCAGGAGUAGCGGUGCGUCGCCGGGGAGCAGCGAUGCCUUACAUGUUCGUCAGUACGCAGAUCCGACUGGAGACUGGUCCAACAAAUGUGGGGGAUGAAUAUUCGGAUCCUACCAUCAUGAAUUACCUGGGAGCAAGGAAAACAACCAUGCUGGGGAACAAUUUUUCCGAGUACCAUGUGGACGACCCACCUCGCCUGGUGUUGGACAAGCUGGAGAAGAUGGGCUUCCGCGUGCUGACGAUGACGGGGGUGGGACAGACGCUGGUGUGGUGCCUCCACAAGGAGACGGUGUGAUGGAGCGAGUAUUGGCCGUAUCAAAAUGCCUCUAGAAGCCUUAAACAGGAUGAAUGAAUCAUGCUGAAGAACUUUGUCAACCUUUGACAGCUACAUAAUCAGUCCCUUGUCAAAUAAAAAUGAAGUCCUAAAGUUGAGAUUAUCCCAGACGUAAAGUUUCAGAUUACCUUCAAUAGGUGACAGGUCGCCAAUUUCAAGGAACUACCAAACUACAUUCCAGGGAACUUUAUAAGGUCCUUACUUAGCCCAUAUUGUUUGCUAUUUACUAGUGGUGACCAGGUGGCAGUGUUGAGUGAGGUCCAGUUAAACUGUUAAUAUAUCAUUUGCCAGUAAAACGUAAAGGCAUGUCUCUAAAUUCAGCCUUAGCAAAAGAGGGUAUGCCAGAUAGACAUAUUUGCACUGUGUAAAGAUGUUUUCAAAAAAUGUAUCAUAUGUGUAUCAUUAAAUAAUCUAAUGAUGUGGA